Molecule: messenger RNA, 1710 nt
Organism: Ceratitis capitata (Mediterranean fruit fly)
Lineage: Eukaryota; Metazoa; Arthropoda; Insecta; Diptera; Tephritidae
Product: ATP synthase subunit beta, mitochondrial
Exons: 4
Coding region: 24-1592 (522 amino acids)
Biological process (GO): proton motive force-driven mitochondrial ATP synthesis; proton transmembrane transport
Molecular function (GO): ATP hydrolysis activity; proton-transporting ATP synthase activity, rotational mechanism; ATP binding
Source: RefSeq, a predicted model, not a curated record
UAACUCAUUAUGUCGAUGGUUAUAUGCAAAAUUAUCACCGUGAGCACUACAAGUUUACAGUUUCACGCAAAAUGUUGGCAUUAAGAAUUCGAGCAAAUUCGGACAGGGCUAUGUUGUCAUUUUUACUCAAUUUUAGUCGCGGAGCUUCUGCUAAAGCGGCAGUCAAAGCUGCUGCUGGAACUAAUGGAAAGAUAGUAGCAGUCAUUGGUGCCGUUGUUGAUGUGCAAUUUGAUGAUGAUUUGCCACCAAUCUUGAAUGCUCUAGAAGUAGAAAAUCGUGCUCCACGGCUGGUGUUAGAAGUUGCCCAACAUUUGGGAGAAAACACAGUCCGCACUAUUGCCAUGGAUGGUACGGAAGGUCUGGUACGUGGACAAAAGGUUUUAGAUACUGGGUAUCCAAUUCGUAUCCCAGUUGGCGCGGAGACUCUUGGACGUAUUAUCAACGUUAUUGGCGAGCCUAUAGAUGAACGCGGCCCCAUUCCAACUAACAAAAACGCCCCCAUCCAUGCCGAAGCCCCGGAAUUCGUUGACAUGUCGGUUGAGCAAGAGAUUUUAGUUACAGGAAUCAAAGUUGUCGACUUACUGGCUCCAUACGCCAAGGGAGGUAAAAUUGGUUUGUUUGGGGGCGCUGGUGUAGGUAAAACUGUGUUGAUUAUGGAAUUGAUCAAUAACGUAGCGAAGGCUCACGGUGGUUACUCAGUAUUUGCUGGUGUUGGUGAACGUACUCGUGAAGGCAAUGACUUGUAUAAUGAAAUGAUUGAGUCUGGCGUUAUCUCACUUAAAGAUAAGACAUCAAAAGUUGCUUUGGUAUACGGUCAGAUGAAUGAACCCCCAGGCGCCCGCGCUCGCGUUGCGUUGACUGGAUUGACUGUUGCCGAGUAUUUCCGUGAUCAAGAAGGACAAGACGUGUUACUUUUCAUUGAUAACAUCUUCCGCUUUACUCAAGCUGGCUCAGAAGUAUCUGCUUUAUUAGGUCGUAUUCCGUCUGCUGUAGGUUAUCAACCAACUCUAGCUACUGAUAUGGGUUCUAUGCAAGAACGUAUUACUACUACCAAGAAAGGCUCAAUAACAUCAGUCCAGGCUAUUUAUGUUCCAGCUGACGAUUUGACUGAUCCAGCCCCAGCAACAACAUUUGCUCAUUUGGACGCCACCACUGUAUUGUCGCGUGCUAUUGCGGAAUUGGGCAUUUAUCCAGCCGUAGAUCCCUUAGACUCUACAUCCCGUAUUAUGGACCCUAACAUUAUUGGCCAAGAGCACUAUAAUGUAGCACGUGGCGUUCAAAAAAUUUUACAAGACUAUAAGUCGCUGCAAGAUAUUAUUGCUAUUUUAGGAAUGGAUGAGUUAUCUGAAGAAGACAAACUUACUGUUGCACGUGCUCGCAAAAUCCAACGUUUUCUUUCACAGCCAUUCCAGGUUGCUGAAGUCUUUACGGGUCAUGCUGGAAAACUCGUCCCAUUAGAUGAAACAAUUAAGGGAUUUAAUCAGAUUUUAGCUGGUGAAUAUGAUCAUCUCCCAGAAGUAGCAUUCUAUAUGGUUGGCCCGAUCGAGGAGGUGGUACAAAAAGCCGAACGUUUGGCAAAGGAGGCUGCUUGAGUUCAUAUCGUAACAUUAAAUAUGAAUUUUGCCUUAGUGACAUCUACUGUUCAAUUCAAUCAUAAAUGAAGUAAUGCGAAUAAAAGAAUUAAUUUAUGCAUAUAUAUUAUUAGAUUAA